AAAAUAAAAAAAGUCAUACGAAAGAGUAUUUAACAAGUGCUUUAUACAAGAAAGUGUACGGCCAAGUAAAAUCGACCACACCAAGAACAUUUCCGAUCUUAUGGAUACAAUAGACAAGUAUAGAAUAUUUCCAUUCAUGGAUUCAUCACAGCUUCCAUCUUAUGAUCGGAUUAAAGCAUAUGAUCGGGAAAGGGGCGAGUUCAUAAACAAUGAAAGCAGAAAGUACUCCAACUGUGUAGAAGCAGGUAUACUAGGACUAGUCUGCUGUUUAGUAUAUGAUCCAAAUAAAAAGAAGUACAAUACAGACCAUCUGCCCGACAAUGAAGAAACUAAGCCACUGAAAGACUUCUUUAAAAAGUACACUGAGCCAAGAGAAACCACUGACUAUGAAAUGCACGAAGAUUGGUGUAGAGUGAUAGCAGACUUGAAGAAUGACAAGAUUCUUUACUUAAGGGAAGGAACUAAUGAGCUGGACAGCAGUUUGUUGAAUAUUCUUUAUGUUGUAUCGGAUAUAACUGGAAGCAAAGAAGAAGUAGUUAAACAAAUUAAGUACUUAGAAAAGCUUCUUGCUGAUAAGAAGGUUAUUGUUUGGCUUGAUAUAACCCGAAGCUUGACUACAAUAUUCAAGGAGCUAUCAAAUAACAAGAAUCUUGAAAUAGAGUGUGACACAUUUGCAGUAGGUAGACGAGAAGAUAAUAAUCUGGACUUAUUUGGUAAGUUUAAGCUAGUAUAUACUUUCAAUAAGAAAAAAAAUGGAAUAUUAGUAGAGAUAACUCCUGGUCAUUCCUCAUUAAGCAUAUUGGAAGACCUAUUGUCUAGUGAAGACAAAAAUAUUAUUAAAGAAAAGCUGACUGAAAUACAGAAUACUUAUAGUAAUAUAGAGAGUUACACAGCAUACACAAUUAGACAGUACAUAAACAUAGAACUUGCUAAGAUGGAGCAAAAGUCUGUAUUUAGCCGAAUUCAAGAAAGUAUUAGAAAUAACCAUGAUAAUAUAAAUGACAUUUUCCUUCAUGGGAUGAUUCGAUCUGUUGAACAAAAAGCAAGGAUUGUUAAAUACUUCUUGGCCGUGCACGUAAAUAAUACUCUACCAAAAAAUAAUUCACUAGUUCGGUUUACCAAUAAUCUUAUAGGAAGUACUUCACUUGAUGAUUUUGAAACAAGAGAAAAUAUGCUGCUUUAUUGCAUGCUUAAUAAAGACAGCAAGAACUACUAUCCAAGAAUUGAGAGCUGCUGGGACGAGGUUACUAUAAUCACUCGAUAUAAUUUUCGUACAAUAGUUAGUGACAUUUUAGAGAUGUCAGACUAUUCUAUAGAUGUUAAAUUAGAAUGCUUUAAAAAGUUGAUGAUGAUUGUGGCAAAUAAUAAUAAUAAGCGUGCUAUUAUUACAAGAUCUUCCUUAAUUAGAAGUAUAGUGAAUUGUUCUAGAGAGACUAAUGAACUAACUGAAACACUUUUAGAGUUCAUAAAGAUAAUAUAUGAAACAGUUAUGCAGCCAGAUGGAUCAAAUAUAUUUGUUAUUUACUUAAUAUGGAUUGUCAAUGUAGGAACACGUAAUCACAUUUUAAAAGAUAAGAAAGAGAUUAUAAAGAUUCUAAUGGAUCAAAUAGAUGUUAAUUAUAAUUUUAAUCUAGAUAACAUAUGGGAUUGUUGGGUUCUUAGCGACCAUUCCUAUAUAUUGGAAAAAUUAAAAACAUGUAAGAAUCUAUUU
This is a messenger RNA of Nematocida parisii ERTm1, 1711 nucleotides long. RefSeq lists its product as uncharacterized. The transcript has a single exon. NCBI's taxonomy places the organism in Eukaryota, Fungi, Microsporidia. The annotation marks the transcript as partial. The record is from RefSeq and is a predicted model, not a curated record.